AUGCCCCCCGUCCGUCGCAUCACUACGACCAAAGCCCAACGCGAACAGCCCCUCACAUAUAACCGACGCGCUGCGAAGAGGUCGGAGCAAGAGGUCGAAGCCUCACGCAAAUUCCCUUGCCCCGAGCUAGGCUGCGCGCUCGUGUAUACCUCCGAGGGGAGUCUCACCAGACACUGGAAUGCAAAUCACGACCCGAAUUUUCUGGGGUAUCAAUGUAAAUUUUGCGAACACAUCUGUUCGCAGAAGGCCCAACUAAAGGUCCACGAAAACACCCACACCAAAGAACAAGAAUGGGCGUGCUCCCACUGUUCCUACAAGGGCCCUUCCCCAUCUGCCUUGUCGAAGCAUAAGAGUCGGCCCGGGCGUUGCAAAAAGUAUCUCCCAGCAAACUCAUCUUCCCCCACGCCUUCGUUGACGAGCUCGUCCUCGUCGUCGACAUCCUCUCCACUUCGUACUCCGUCCCCACUCCAUACGGUCCCCACCGAGCCUCUCGCCGAACCUCAGGUCUACGGCGGGCACAAUACUCUUGGACUGACAGGAAUUGACGAUCCCUCCCUCGCUUCUUCUUCGCAGGAGAGCGCACAAGACGAACUUGCGAACUUCGAUCUCGACCAAUACGUGAACGUCAACUUGGACGGGCACAGUGCCUCGGCCUCUUCGUCGUCAUCCUCCCCACUCCCCACUCCGUCUCCAGUCCAUACGGACACCAGGGUCGAUCCUCUUGCCGAACCUCAGGCCUAUGAGCCCAUCACUCAAGCCGGACUGAUAGAGAUUGACGAGAGUCCCCUCGCUUCUUCCUCUCAGGUGGUCGCACAAGACGACUUUGCGAACGUCAACUUCGACUGGCAGGGGGCCAUGAAAGACGCGUUCGAUGUCACCUACGACUACGGCGUCCACGAUAGCCAGCCUAGUUUCGCCGAACCGGUCUACAGCGCGGACUACCGUGACAAUCUCACUUACAACGGCGGCUGGACGUCAUCGUGGCCUGCCCCUGAAACAUCGUCGACGUCCCACUCCCCCUCCAUCACCAACUUCGGCCACACAGACGCAGUCUCUUCGGCCGCUGGGGUGUCUCACCCAACCAACCAGUCCACCAAUGCCGGGGUCGCAAAUUGGCUAGCCAAUUAUAACUCCGCCAUCUACCCUUCGAGCUGGAGUCUCAAGGAGCUCUUGGCUUCCUGCUGGACAAAUUACGAGCUUGCUUCAAGUGCGAUAGAGGGAUCUCUAUCGAUCUAUGACACCUACUAGUCGCCAUAUUGUCUGUCGCGCCCGCCACCAGCCACCUGUGGUGUGUUCUCUCUUAUUGAUUGCUGUUCUGGUACCUGUUUUCCCUUGCCUUCUUCUCCUCUUCGCUUCAUUUCCGCAAUGUUUUCUUCGUGUCCUGAUCCUCGCAUCGUUCCCCGU
Stereum hirsutum FP-91666 SS1 is the source of this 1404-nucleotide messenger RNA. RefSeq lists its product as uncharacterized. Lineage: Eukaryota; Fungi; Basidiomycota; Agaricomycetes; Russulales; Stereaceae. The record is from RefSeq and is a predicted model, not a curated record. The coding region runs from base 1 to 1248 and encodes 415 amino acids. Gene Ontology annotation, biological process: regulation of transcription by RNA polymerase II. The transcript is spliced from 4 exons. Gene Ontology annotation, cellular component: nucleus. Gene Ontology annotation, molecular function: DNA-binding transcription factor activity, RNA polymerase II-specific; RNA polymerase II transcription regulatory region sequence-specific DNA binding.